AUGGCGACCAGUGGGGACCCAGAGGAGGAGCAGGUGGUCCCAGGCGAGGAGGAUGAAACCAACGUGAGGGCGGUGCAGGCCCACUACCUCCGGAGCCCCUCCCCCAGCCAGUACUCGAUGGUCUCAGAGGCAGAAACAGAAAGCAUUUUCAUGGAGCCCAUUCAUCUCUCCUCAGCCAUUGCAGCCAAACAGAUCAUCAAGGAAGAACUCAAGCCACGGGAGCUCAAAGCAGACACAGAGUGUCCAGGCAUGCUGGAGUCCGCUGAGCAGCUGCUGGUGGAGGACCUGUACAACCGCGUCAGGGAGAAGAUGGAUGACACCAGCCUGUACAACACCCCCUGCAUCCUGGACUUGCAGCGGGCCCUGGUUCAGGACCGCCAAGAGACCCCCUGGAACGAGGUGGAUGAGGUCUGGCCCAACGUCUUCAUAGCUGAGAAGAGCGUGGCUGUGAACAAGGGGAGGCUGAAGAGGCUGGGAAUCACUCACAUCCUGAAUGCUGCGCAUGGCACCGGCGUUUACACUGGCCCUGAAUUCUACACUGGCCUGGAGAUCCAGUACCUCGGUGUGGAGGUGGAUGACUUUCCCGAGGUGGACAUCUCCCAGCAUUUCCGGAAGGCUGCUGAGUUCCUCGAUGAGGCACUGCUGACCUACAGAGGCAAAGUCCUGGUCAGCAGCGAAAUGGGCAUCAGCCGGUCGGCAGUGCUGGUGGUGGCCUACCUGAUGAUCUUCCACAGCAUGGCUGUCCUGGAGGCCUUGAUGACCGUGCGCAAGAAGCGCGCCAUCUACCCCAACGACGGCUUCCUGAAGCAGCUGCGGGAGCUCAACGAGAAGCUGAUGGAGGAGCGAGAGGAGGAGGAGGAGCGGGGAACAGACGAGGCGGAGGAGGGCGAGGAGGCGGGGAGCGCGCUCGGGGCCACGGUGCACGCCCUGACGGUGGAGGAGGAGGACGACGCCGCCAGCCACCUGAGUGGCUCCUCCUUGGGGAAGGCCAGCCAGGCCUCCAAGCCCCUCACUCUCAUCGACGAAGAGGAGGAGGAGAAACUGUAUGAGGAGUGGAAGAAGGGACAGGGCCUGCCCACAGGCAGGGUCCCCCAGGGUGGAGAGGGCAGGCGCUCGGCCGCCUCCAGCCAGGCUGGGGAGGAGCUCGAGGACGAGGACGUGGACAGCAUCAUCCGGGAGUGGCAGAGCCGCAAUGAGCGCUACCACGCGGAAGGGCACCGGCGGUGGGGCAGGGAGGAGGAGGAGGAGGAGGAGGAGGGGGAGAGCGACGCCGGCUCCUCCGCGGCGAGAAGGCGGAGGCACACCCUGAGCGAGAGCAGUGCGGAGAGCGUGAGCAGCCGCGACAUACGCGUCCUGAAGCAGCAGCUCGCGGUGAGCGCCCAGAGCCGCGGCGGGAGGCGCCGCUCCGACUCUGUGUCCACCGAGAGCACCUGGGACAUGUGGAACGAGCGGCUGCUGGAGAUUGAGAAGGAGGCCUCCCGCAGGUACCGCUCCAGGAGCAGGAGGCAGGAGGCCGACGACGUGAGCUCAGAGGCAGGGAGCAGGGCGCGAGAGGACGACGAGGAGAGCGUGUGCUCCGAGGCCAGCUCCUUCUACAACUUCUGCAGCAGGAACAAGGACAAGCUCACUGCCCUGGAAAGGUGGAAGAUCAAGAGAAUCCAGUUUGGAUUUCACAAGAAAGACUUGGAAGCAGGAGACGGCAGCAGCGAGCACGGAGCAGGGGAGGCGGCGGGGGAGAAGCAGCCCUCUGAUGUCAGCCUGACGGCCUACCAGGCCUGGAAGCUGAAACACCAGAAGAAGAUAGGCAGCGAGAACAAGGAGGAGCUGGUGGAGCUCAGCAAGGGGGAGGACUCGGCCUUGGCCAAGAAGAGGCAACGGAGGCUGGAGCUGCUGGAGAGAAGCAGGCAGACGCUGGAGGAGAGCCAGUCCAUGGCAGGCUGGGAGGCGGACAGCUCGGCUGCCAGCACGAGCAUCCCCCUGUCUGCAUUCUGCUCCGCAGCCCCCUCGGUCAGUGCCGAUGGGGACGCGGCGUCUGUCCUCAGCACCCAGAGCAACCGCUCCCACCUGUCUCAGGCUGCAAGCAACACAGGGGCAAGCUUGGCCUCACCCCUGCCUAACCUGCCAGUGGGGCCCGGCGACACCGUUUCCAUUGCCAGUAUCCAGAACUGGAUUGCCCACGUCGUCAGCGAGACCCUCGCUCAGAAGCAAAAUGAAAUGCUGCUGUUGUCCCGCUCACCAUCCGUUGCAAGCAUGAAGGCAGCGCCAGCAGCCAGCUGCCUGGGGGACGACCAAGUCUCCACGCUCAGUGGACACAGCAGCUCGUGCCUGGGCGGCUGCCUGCUGCCUCGGAGCCAGGGCAGACCCAGCUCCGACACGCAGUCCGUGCUGUCCUCCCACACCACGCUGAGCUCCAGGGCGGAAGGCGCCGGGAGCAGAGUGAGGGGCACCAGCAAGCCCAUCUACAGCCUCUUCGCUGACAACGUGGACCUAAGGGAGCUUGGCCAGAAGGAGAAGGAGAUGCAAAUGGAGCUGAGGGAGAAGAUGUUCGAGUGCAAAAUGGAGAAGCUGGCCUCAGACAACAAACGCAGCUCCCUUUUCAAGAAGAAGAAGAAGGUCAAGGAGGAUGAGGAUGACGGCGUGGACGAUAGGGAUGAGGACACUGACAGUGCCAUAGGGAGCUUCCGAUACUCUUCCCGCAGUGACUCCCAAAAACCUGAAACAGACGCCUCCUCCUCCCUGGCUGUCAGUGAUCACUAUGCAAGUGGCAGCAGAGCUGGCAAAGAGGUGGAUAGCAGUAUUAAUAGGUGGCUCAGUGGCCUCGGGACAGAGGAAAAAUCUCCUCCCCCGAGUGAUUGGUCUGGAAGCUCCAGGGGGAAAUACACCAGAUCUUCCCUGCUCCGGGAGACGGAGUCUAAAUCCUCCAGUUAUAAGUUCUCCAAAUCCCUGUCAGAGGAGCAGGACACCUCCUCCUACCACGAGGCAAAUGGCAACUCUGUAAGGAGCACUUCGCGAUUCUCUUCUUCUUCCACCAGGGAGGGCAGAGAGAUGCACAAGUUCUCCAGGUCCAAGUUCAGUGAGACCUCGGGCUCCCGGGAGGAGAGCCCAGAGCCCUACUUCUUCCGCCGGACCCCUGAGCCCUCCGAACGGGAAGAGUCCCCGGAGCCACAGCGCCCACAUUGGGCCAGGGCCAGGGACUGGGAAGACGUGGAAGAGUCAUCCAAGUCAGACUUCUCUGAAUUUGGAGCCAAGAGGAAAUUCACCCAGAGCUUUACGAGGUCUGAAGAGGAGGGAGAGAAAGCGAGGACGGAAAACAGAGAAGAAGGGAGGUUUGCAUCUGGGCGGAGGGCCCAGUAUCGGAGAAGCACUGACAGAGAAGAAGAGGAAGAGAUGGACGAUGAAGCCAUCAUCGCUGCUUGGAGACGCCGGCAAGAAGAAACCAGGACUAAGCUGCAGAGAAGGAGGGAGGAUUGAGCGAGGGAGCAGCUGAGAACACUGGAGGAUGCCAUUGAGCUUAGCGCAGGGCUCAGGGCACAUGUUGCCACCACCUGCCAAGGGAUGAGGAGGCAGAGGGGCAGAGCUGAAAUGAGAGGUACCAAGCAAAAGGGCACUGGAGGUGGAGGAGGGAGGAGGAGAGCCAUCAACAUGAAUCCCCAGUGCUGGACCAACUGACUCCACUUUCUGUUGCCCAGUGCCCUCUACACUUCAGUGUUUCACUUACUGUAUUUGGUAGUGCUCAUCCCAGACCAGAGAGGUGAGCUUGCAAAAGUGCUGUAGUUUGUCGGAGACUCCGGUUUACAUCCAGAAAGCCCAUGAAUGCAGGGCAUGGUUCUGCUUGUGGAGUAAUGAGACCCAGGAAAUCCAUCCUGUGGCAAGUCUGACCUCUCCUGGCAAUGCUCAGUUCUGGCUGUUUCUUUUUACUGUUUUGGAUCUCCAUUAAAUUGGUAUGUUGUCAAAUAUUCCUUCUUCUUUCUGGUCACUUUUAGCUCUUUG
Molecule: messenger RNA, 3990 nt
Organism: Propithecus coquereli (Coquerel's sifaka)
Lineage: Eukaryota; Metazoa; Chordata; Mammalia; Primates; Indriidae
Gene: STYXL2
Product: dual specificity phosphatase 27 (putative)
Exons: 5
Coding region: 1-3471 (1156 amino acids)
Biological process (GO): negative regulation of MAPK cascade; protein dephosphorylation
Cellular component (GO): cytoplasm
Molecular function (GO): protein tyrosine/serine/threonine phosphatase activity; MAP kinase phosphatase activity
Source: RefSeq, a predicted model, not a curated record